CACUCGAACAAGAGAAGAGUACUUGUACUUUCGCAUCCGGAAAUUCGUUUUUCCUUGCAUCUGUCAAAUAGCUACCCAGAGCGAGCUGCUACUCACAUCUUUGUUACUCACUUCAAUUCUCUAUUGCUAGCAUGACGAGCGUGACCUCUGGGCCGAUCGAGCUGCUGGAGUUUCAUAUCGAAUUGUGCCUACGCACUCUUUUGGGGCAAAAGAUCAUUCCCCGCAGUCCUCUUCUUCAUCUAUCGACUGCUGGCUCUCGUUUAUGGCGCUUUAGCGGUUUCAGGAUCAACGAAUAUCUACUCACAAACUGUACCUGUGAAGGAGUAGAUAAUGCGCUUUACAGUCUUGAGUUCGCAACGGUGGCGAUGUCCCAAGUGGUCACGUUACUACGAGUAUAUGCAGUGACCGAUCGUGACUGGCGUCCUACCAUGACUAUUUUGUUGCUAGCCGUUGCGGUAUUGGGGCUCGAUAUUGUCAAAGACUUCGUGAACGAAUCAACCGGGGAAAUUCUUCUAGGAUCUACGGCAAUUUGCUACGCGUUCCCACAGAAUUCGUUUGCGAGCACCUACACGAAGUAAUAACAAUUGUCAUUCUUGUUAUUUCCGUGGUCCCCAGUGUU
Messenger RNA from Laetiporus sulphureus 93-53, 619 nucleotides. RefSeq lists its product as uncharacterized. The transcript is spliced from 7 exons. Lineage: Eukaryota; Fungi; Basidiomycota; Agaricomycetes; Polyporales; Laetiporaceae. The record is from RefSeq and is a predicted model, not a curated record. The coding region runs from base 132 to 578 and encodes 148 amino acids.